AUGUUACAAAGUUUUGCCGACGAAAGGAAAAAAGAGGGUGCUUGCCUGUAUUGCUUUAAUUUGGAAAGUAUAUCGGCCUUUUCGUUUUGUUUGCCUGGGCGGGCAAAGUUAAAUGCGUUAAUUUUAAUAAUCGUUGGUAAAAUGGGGUCGAAAUGCCGCAGGAUAAGGGGCGAAGUAAAUGCUUGUUUGAAAGUGUCGAAAGCGGUUUGCAUUUCCGUGGUUUAG
Gaeumannomyces tritici R3-111a-1 is the source of this 225-nucleotide messenger RNA. RefSeq lists its product as hypothetical. NCBI's taxonomy places the organism in Eukaryota, Fungi, Ascomycota, Sordariomycetes, Magnaporthales, Magnaporthaceae. The transcript is spliced from 3 exons. Bases 1 to 225 code for a protein of 74 amino acids. The record is from RefSeq and is a predicted model, not a curated record.